CCAGGACUCCCAAUCGGCCAAGAGACUUUCAACUCCUGCUUCCUGUCAUAUCCUCUUAGUCGGCGUUCCACGUUUAUGAGUAUAGCGUGUGCUUUGGCCGGUUCCUUCAACUUGCUGGACUCUUUAAAGUUAAAGCGAGGGGGGGAAAGAAAAAAAAAAGACAAACCCAAAAACCUGCCACAGCGAGCAGGCGGCUAAAGCAGACUUCAGUGGGACGGGAAUCCCACUCCGCUCGGGCACCAUAUAGGGAAGCUUCUCCUGUCGGUAUUUCUUAUCCGAGUUCUUGUUCUACAGGUGGAAAGUGAUUUCCUAGCAUGAAACAAGCUUGGGACAAGAACGUUUUUGAGAAUGGGCAAAGCAAACAGCAAGGAACAGGCCCGGUGGACUCGGCGCCUUCAUUCGAGCACCUCCAGAAUACUGGUUCAGGAGACAAGUAUGAUAAGACGGUGCUUCCUGUUGGCGGAGCCUUAAGCGGAGCCGGUCAAAAUCUGCUACUUACUCCGGCCAGUCUGCAGCUGGCCCAGCUCCAGGCUCAGCUCACCCUGCAUCGCCUCAAACUCGCCCAGAACAGCAACACUGCUGCCGCUGCCACAGUCCUCAAUCAAGUCCUCUCCAAUGUGACCAUGUCCCAGCCUCUAUUUAACCAGCUUAGAGGCUCCAGCAUGCCGCAGGCUCCAGGAACAGGCUUUCCUUCGACACCGAUAACCUUUCCCCCUCCUGCCACCCCCCUAAGCACCCUUGUAGGGGGUGCCUUCACCCAGAACCAUGCUGGGAUCCGAUUGAAUCACUAUGGAGGAGGUGGAAACAUGAACCAGAGUGCCAACCCACACAGGGAAUGUGGGAAUAAGCCCAGCAAAUUUCAGGCAGGGUUUCUGGGAGGAAUCACAGCAGGGGCCAGUAAAGCAGGUGAAGGAGGACAGUAUGGAGGCACUGGUGGUCCCAAAACCAACAGCCAAAACAACUACCAGAGAGACUUCUACUCUUCUGAGAGUCAACUCCAGGGCUCUGGCCAUACAGAACAAUGGAAAACCCCAGCCGGCUUUCCCAUCUCGGGUAAACUUGAUGUAGGAACGGGUGUCGGGGGCAGUACAUGGGCACCAUCCACACAUGGAUUUAUUGGUCCACGAGCAGAGCUGUACAAUCCCGAGGAGCCCACUGGUGACCCCAAAUUCAGCCCAGCAGGAGGCCUUGGUUUUAGCACUGCCGGUGGUUCACAGGGGUUUCUGGGAUACCUACAGCAACAGAAGGGUGAGGAUGGGAGGGGCAUGACUUUACAAGCGCACCAGCUCAAUGACUAUCAUGGCGUCACACCAUCACACCUACCCCACCAGUGCACCAUUUGUGAAAAGAAGGUUUACAACUUGAAGGAUUGGGACCAGCACGUGAAGGGCAAGUUGCAUAUACAGAAUCGCUUGCUGUACACUGACGGCCCUGCACUUGGAGCCCUGCACUUUCCCGUCGCCUCGGAAGGAUGCCUCGAGUCGGCACUGAAUAACAGCACCAUGGCGUACUCGUCCGCCGCCGGCCAAGAUGUUUCAACCGGAGGCUCCUCUUUUUUACCAGCUGCACCUAUGAAGUCAUUUCCUCUCUCGGGGGCGGGAUUUACGUCACACCAACCGGGGACAAAGUUUGUAGCGCGGAAGCCGGGUCCCGGGCGCGUCGUGCACAUCUGUAACCUCCCUGAGGGCAGCUGCACCGAGAACGAUGUGAUCAACCUGGGUCUGCCCUUCGGCAAGGUCACCAACUACAUCCUCAUGCGCUCCACACACCAGGCUUUCCUGGAGAUGGCGUACGUGGAGGCGGCUCAGGCCAUGGUGCAGUACUACCAGCUCCAUCCGGCCACCAUCAAUGACCAGAAGCUCCUCAUACGCAUGUCCAAGAGAUACAAGGAGCUGCAGCUCAAGAAACCCGGUAAAGACGUCGAGUCCAUCAUCCAGGACAUCAACUCUCAGAGGGAGAGAGACGAGCUGCACGAGUUGGACCGGUAUCCACAAGAGCGGACGCGCUCGCGCAGCCCCGUCACUCGCUCCCUGACUCCGCCCUCACACAGCCCCAGCUUCACGUCCUGCAGCUCCACCCACAGCCCCCAGGCGGCGCCUUGGAUGAACGGCGCCGGCCCGCGGCGCGGAUCGUGGGACUGGACGCCGCGCGACAGGGACGAGUGGCGGAACGGCGAGGACGACAGGCCCAACGAACGCAGGAAGCCCUACCUCAAACCGGCAGACGAGCGCAGCAGGGAGCGCUAUUUCUCCUCCCACCAUCCCGCCGCUGCGGACGACUUCUAUAAGAAGGAAAAGCUCCCGCGCGUCUCCCAGCACCAGAGACACGAGCCGAAGUUCAAGCGGCGAGACGGAGGCGGGGACCACCACAGGGGCAGACAUUCGGAAUCCGAGCCCGGGGAGGACGGACGAGGCAGGAGGACGAGCAGGAGGCACGAGAGAGAGCCUAACAAUCACAAAGAAUCUACAGAGCACAGAGCCAAAGACAGAUCGUUAUCUCCGCACAGCAGCAAACCGACGGAGCCCAGCGAGGGCGAGCGCGACCGAGAGAGCGAGGCGGAGGAGUGUGGAAGUGGCGAGGACACGGAGGGCGAGUGCUGGUACCCUAAGAGCAUGGAGGAGCUGGUGACCGUGGACGAGGUGGGCGAAGAAGACGACUCCAUCGUCGAACCCGAUCUCCCCGAGUUGCAGGAAGAGGAGCAUGAGGAGGAGGAGGUGGAGGUGGAGGGGGGGCGUGAGGAAGAGGAGGAGACCACGUCGGCGAAGGCGGAGAAACGGGAGUCGGCGCCGGACGCUGUAACGGAAGAAACGCCGAGGCCUGAUCAGCCGGACUGCGCCGAAGCUCCGUCCUCUCACAUCUGCCUCUUCCCAAACCAAGAGUUUAAAAGUGCGCUAGAGGAGGCAGCAGAGCCGGGCGUAUCUCCGGCACACACCGUCGAGACACACGCCCCCGCCACACAAGCGGUGCCCGAGAGCGUACGUGAGGCGGAAAAGGUCACGGAAAAACACACGGGGAGGACGAGUGAGGCUGAGAAGAAGGAGACGCAGCAUGUUGAGGACAACCAGAAAAGAGCAGAGAACACAAUUCGGCAGCCUGCGAGUUCGCCGCAGGGGAUCGGCAUCGAAGCGCCGUCACCGUCGCGAGAGCAGGAGAAGAUCAUCAGCGAGCACAGCAUCCCGCUAGGUGUGGAGUUCGUCGUCCCGAGCGCCGGCUUCUACUGCAAACUCUGCAGCUUUUUCUACACCAGCGAGGAGACGGCCAAGACCACGCACUGCCGGAGCACCGUUCACUACCGCAACCUGCAGAAGUACCUGUCUCAGCUGGCCGAGGAGAGUCUGCUGCACUUCGGCUCUGACGCGGAGUGAAAACGGGACGCAGCCGGAGACGUCAGCAGUGUGAGCACCCCUCGCUCGCUCGCUCGGAGACGAGGAGGAGAACCGAACCAGGACACACAGAGAGAGAGAGAGAGAGAGAGAGAGAGAGAGAG
This is a messenger RNA of Ictalurus punctatus (channel catfish), 3487 nucleotides long. RefSeq names its product RNA binding motif protein 20 (gene rbm20). Gene Ontology annotation, biological process: regulation of RNA splicing. Lineage: Eukaryota; Metazoa; Chordata; Actinopteri; Siluriformes; Ictaluridae. The record is from RefSeq and is a predicted model, not a curated record. Gene Ontology annotation, cellular component: nucleus. The transcript has 14 exons. Bases 315 to 3365 code for a protein of 1016 amino acids. Gene Ontology annotation, molecular function: zinc ion binding; mRNA binding.